AUGCCUUCCCUCCUAGAAAUCCCUCCUGAACUUGUGGAGCAGAUCAUCUCUGAUUUGGCAGAAGGGGAACCUCCUUCGAGAAAGCUCAUCUACGAACAGCCUUCAAAGUCUCUUCUAGAUCACGACUACCAUCCCCUCAAAGAUCUCUCUUGCACCUGUCGUAUCCUGAGGCGUCUUUGCUUCACUAGCUUAUUUUCGGCCCUCAAGUUGAACAUGGAGGUCGGUACAGGCUUCCUGGAAUUCAUCAAAAGUAGCCAGCUGGCUGGCCGGGUGGACAGCCUGGUCCUAUACACCACCACCGGAUGCCUCGGCAACAGCAGCUUCCUUUGGCCCCGAAUGGUUGAAGUUGUGGACCGUGUCAAUGCGCCGUCCAUGACCAUAAUCUUCCCUCCUUCGCUCUUCACGGAGAUCCUACCCUAUAGCCUCAACCUCGAUCAUGCCUGGGCAUUCAGUAUUGACUACCAAGUCCUGCACCUGGAAAUGGCUCCCAAUUCAGUUGCACCCAAAACGCCGGAAGAUGUUGUCAAAGAAAGUAACGUUUUCGCGAUGCGGCCAUGGACCCAUUGUACGUACAACGAGGGGUCCUCAGUCGAAGCAUACAGCACCUACGAAUACUAUCUCAAGGACAAACCCUCUCUCUUCUGUCCAUCCAACUCCAACCAAUUCGUGCGCACGAUGCAGAAUUCGCUCGACCACAUAACCUCCCUAGAUCUUAUCACCGUCUUCCCCACCAACCACCUGUGGUCUUUCGGCAAAUUCAUAAGUUUCAUGAAAAGUCUUCGCCACCUGCGCACGCAGCUGGCACCAACGCCUAGCAACAACAUCCUCGACGAUCCGUCGUCCCUGGGGAAGUGUCAAACCAAGGACCUCUGGAUGGAAUUUGAAAGCUCGUAUGCUAGGCUUGUCGAUUUCGUCGCUGGCGGAGGUUACGAUGAGUUCGAGUUGGGUGCUCUUGACCAAUUCACCAUUCUGGAUUAUGCCAAUGCCGCUCUCCGUGAGACGAUAGAUGGCGUUGUGGGGAAUCGUUUGGAUGAGUGGGAGCGAGAUCGGAGCGGCGGCCGUUGGACUCGGAGACGAGAAGAUCAAAAGGCUAUCUCUCAGUGA
Molecule: messenger RNA, 1104 nt
Organism: Letharia lupina
Lineage: Eukaryota; Fungi; Ascomycota; Lecanoromycetes; Lecanorales; Parmeliaceae
Exons: 1
Coding region: 1-1104 (367 amino acids)
Source: RefSeq, a predicted model, not a curated record